Pyricularia pennisetigena is the source of this 1677-nucleotide messenger RNA. RefSeq lists its product as uncharacterized. The transcript has a single exon. Gene Ontology annotation, cellular component: membrane. Gene Ontology annotation, biological process: transmembrane transport; amino acid transport. Gene Ontology annotation, molecular function: transmembrane transporter activity. The coding region runs from base 1 to 1677 and encodes 558 amino acids. NCBI's taxonomy places the organism in Eukaryota, Fungi, Ascomycota, Sordariomycetes, Magnaporthales, Pyriculariaceae. The record is from RefSeq and is a predicted model, not a curated record.
AUGCGCAGUCCCGACACCGAGUCGCAUGGGAAUCAGGCACCCCGUGAUGCCCAAGCCGAGGAUGAUGCGCACUCACUUGCUGAUAUGGGACACUCUCAGACCCUCAGUCGCAAGUUUGGCAGCUUGAGCUUGUUCUUCCUCUCCUUCAUCGUUCUCGGAACAUGGAGCACAGCAGGGCAAUCUCUGAGCAGUGCGCUCGGCAGUGGUGGCCCAGCACUCAUUCUGUGGGGCCUCGUGCUGGUGACCAUAUGCAAUGUUUGUGUCGCCGUCUCCAUUGCCGAACUCUGCAGCAGUAUGCCGACAGCAUUGGGACAAGCAUAUUGGGUUUCGCGCCUGUGGCCAGGUCAAUGGGGACGGUUCGCAUCCUACAUGUGUGCAUGGAUUAACACGUUUGGAUGGUGGACGUUAUCAGCCUCGCAGUUGGCCUUUAUGACCUCAUUCCUUUUGAGCAUGAAGGUCAAUUACGACCCAGAGUGGUCAGGUGCUAGUCUAGGCUGGGUCCAGUUCUUGCUCUACUUCGCCAUGUCCAUGGUCGGCACCCUAGCAAACAUUGGCGCCGGGCGCCGCGACGCGAUCCUCCCGUUCAUCAACAACUUUGUGGGAGUUUGGUUCGUCGUGCUAUUUUUCGUCUUUUCCCUUGCCUUGGUCAUUGCUGUCGGCACCAAAUCAGAUCAGCUGUCGUUCCAGCCUGCUUCAUUCGUCUUUACCGCGUGGAUCAACCAAGAUGGCUGGAGCGACGGGGUAGCCUUCUUCCUUGGCCUGGUACAAGCAGCCUUCAGCUUGACGGCGUUUGACGCGGCGGUGCACAUGGUCGAAGAGAUCCCGGCACCGCGCAAGAACGUGCCCCGUAUUCUGUGGUCCAGUGUGACUUUGGGAGGCGUCACUGGGUUCUUCUUCAUGGUGGUCUGCAUGUACUGCAUCCAGGAUUUUGAUACAGUCCUCAACGGGCCCACCGGUAUCCCUUUUGUUGAUUUGCUGGUGCAAACCGUUGGGCUGCAAGGCGCGACGGCGCUCCUGUCACUCUUUAUCUUCAACGGCAUUGGCAUGGCUUUCAGCAUCAUCACCAGCUCCUCACGCCUCACUUGGGGUCUGGCGCGUGAUGGAGGUCUGCCGUGGGACGAGUACUUUGGCCAUGUGGACAAGACAUGGCAGGUGCCGGUGCGCGCCCUCUGGCUGCAGGGUAUUCUUACCGGGCUGGUUGGGCUUCUGUACACAUUCGCCAGCACCGUGCUUCAGGCCAUCCUCAGCGUCACCACAAUCGCGCUGACAAUCUCGUACGCUAUCCCGAUUGUGGUCCUGCUCGUCGUCGGGCGGGACAAGCUGCCGCCAGGCGGUGAAUUCCCACUUGGGAGGUUUGGGCCGGUCAUCAAUGUUGUUUCGGUGAUCUACUGCUGCGUCACGACCGUCUUCUUUUUCUUUCCCGCCAGUCCGGACCCGACGGGAGAGAACAUGAACUACGCCAUCGCGGUUUUUGGGGUCAUGAUGGUGAUUUCGCUCGUAUUAUGGGUGGUUGAGGGCAGGCACAAGUAUCUGCGUACGGGACACGCGGAGGAGCGGAUGGAGCAAGCCCGGAGGCUCGAGGUGGAGGUUCUCCAGGGGAUUGGAAAGAAUGAGGGUGAGAAGGCCAACGGCGAUGACGGCAAGGAUGGCAAGGAAAGGGGGGCCGUGUCGAAGUAG